UUGAUAAUUUUUAAAUUCUAACAUUCUAAAUGACGUUUAAUGUUAUACGAUUAAAAAAUAUUUUUAUAAAUUUUACAUAAUUUUAAUUUAAUACCACUAGAUUCAAAAACGUUUUUACUUUCUUAAACUAUAUGUUAAAUCAAAAGUAAAUAAACAAAUUGAAUCUGUACAUUUUUUAGUUAGUAAGAAUUUCUCUCAUUAUAUAUAUCUAACUAUACAUGAUGCAGGGCAAGACUGCACCUUGCUACUCUCAUACUAUGUUGAACCGUUCCUCUUAAAUGCCUUCGUGCCUGCUAGUUAAGUCCUCAUUCACUCCAGUGUAAGUGCUAUUUACUACAGGUGCUAUGGCUGGAAAUGGAGAAUCGGUGGUGGCUGAGACGAAGAAAGUUAUCAACCCAAGAGUGGAAAUUGAUACAUCUCCCCCUUUCGAGUCAGUGAAGGAGGCUGUAGACCAUUUUGGGGGCAGUGGCCCUUGGAUUCCCCAUCACUUGCUCCAUUUACCCCCUCCUGACCAUGAUUCUGAAGUUGUAGAUGUGGGCAAAAUGGAGGAGCAAGCCAUAAAAUUUGAGAAAGACUUGAUUGUGAAGGAACAGGAGGCCCUCAAUGUCUUGAGAGAAGUGGAAGAAGCUAAAAGAUUUGUAGAAGGAUUGAAAGUAAAUUUGAUGCAAGAAGUGUCCGAGUGUCUGUCCAGUCCGGGUUUAAAUCCGGAGAGCCAAAUUCCAAAUUUUAAUGAUCUGUCAGCAGAAAAGUUAAGUCCAUGUCCUCUUCAGUCCCCUGGACAUGUACUAAUGGAAUUGAACCGAGCAAAAUUAGACCUUAACAAAAUGUCAAUAGACCUUACUGUGAUUAGAUCUUCGGUUGAGACGCUGAAUAAGAAAAUGAAGAAAGAAAAGGUAAUUCUUGACAGAAGCAGUCAGACGAAAUCCCUUAAUUCAGCGGCAGAGCUCUCCAUUGAGGAAAACAAUACUAUGAACAAAGAGCUCCAGCAGUUGAGCUCUGAAGCAGAGCAAUUCAAGAAAAUGACAGAAGCUUCAAGAUAUGAGGUGAUGAAGGCAAUGUCAGAGAUUGAACGAACAAAGGCAAGUAUUAGAUUGGCUGAAAUGAGGUUACAUGCAGCCAAAAAGAUGGAAGAAGCAGCUAAAGCUGUGGAAGCAAUUGCUUUUGCAGAAAGAAAGACUUUACUUAAUGGAAAGAAUACUUCAGCUGUUGUUCAGCACACAACUGAGGGGAUAACAAUUCCAUAUGAAGAAUAUUAUGCUCUUGCCUGGAAAGCACAGCAGGCUGAAGAGCUAUGCAAAACAAAAUUUGUAGACAAAAACACUAUCUGCAGAACCAACGAAGUAAACCAAUCUGAGGUAGCUAUUACAAAGAAGAUGGGGGAAACUAACCAAGAAAUUAGACACAACAGGAGUACUCUAGAAGAGGCUUUGGACAACGAAGAUGGUACUCAAAGAAGUCUUACUGAACAUGAUGGUUUCUACAGGGAGACAUCAGACCACACUCAGUUGCAUUACUCGGGGCAUAACUCGUCCAAAUCUAAGUUCAGAAAUCCUCAGUCAACUCUCAUUAGUCAUGGAAACCUCCCGCUGGUUGAUGACCAUGAAUCUGACAAUGUCAAUGAAAAACCAGUCCCCGUGUUUCGAUCAUCAAUAUCAAUCGGAGACAUACUGAGCAGGAAGUUGAUUUUGAGAGAUGAUCAUAUUGUCAUGGGUAAGCAUAUGGAAAGCCACACUGAACGAAAACAUGUGUCUUUUAGCCAAAUGCUGAGGGAACAGAGUGGGAUCAUAUUGAAUCCUACAAAAGCUAUGAAAGAUGGGGAUGUACACAAGCAGUUCAUUACUCAGAAGAAGAGGUUUGGUUUCAUCCAAGUACCACUUCCCAAACAGAACAAGAAAAAGACACAGCCUUUGAACAUGAGAUGAUUUUUCAUUCAAGAAAUAAUGUCUUCUGCCUUUCCUCCCACAUCAGUUUGAUAUUUGUAUACUGAGCUUGCACGUGUUUCCUUUCUUUUUUUUUUUUUUUUUUUUUGCUGUGUGUAUUGCUGUCAUAUCUAUUGUGUUUGUGAUUUGUGAUUAUUGGGUGUUGCCGUUUUUCUCUUCAUGAUUGGGGUUGAGGUCCUCUUUAAGCCAACGGUCGUGUAUUUUUAUGGCAAAAUUGUGAGACCCAAAAUGAAGCUUCACUCAACCUUU
Capsicum annuum is the source of this 2189-nucleotide messenger RNA. Its product is annotated as WEB family protein At2g38370. The record is from RefSeq and is a predicted model, not a curated record. NCBI's taxonomy places the organism in Eukaryota, Viridiplantae, Streptophyta, Magnoliopsida, Solanales, Solanaceae. The coding region runs from base 345 to 1922 and encodes 525 amino acids. The transcript has 2 exons.